Molecule: messenger RNA, 2466 nt
Organism: Effrenium voratum
Lineage: Eukaryota; Dinophyceae; Suessiales; Symbiodiniaceae
Source: the annotation of a GenBank genome assembly
AUGGCGCCGAGCAAGCGCCUCCAGCACCUGUCGCGGCACUUGCAGCCUGCGCCUGUCUCCGGUUCGCCAGAGGUGCUGCAGAAUUUCAUUGGCGGGAAGUUUGUUCCUUCCACUGCAACUGCGAGCAUCGUCGUCACCAACCCCGCCACUGGCGAAGAGAUCGCGCGGGUGCCAGAUGGCAAUGAAGCCGAUGUCGACCAGGCCGUGAAAGCGGCGGCCGCCGCCUACCCUGCCUGGCGGGACACGCCGGUGAAGGCGCGGGUGGAGGUGCUCUUCCGCUUUAAGAACCUUUGCGAGCUGCACCUCGCGGAGCUCACGGCGCUGGUGGUCCAGGAGCACGGCAAGAACUCCGGGGAGGCGGAAGCCGAGGUUCUGAAAGGAGUGGAGACGGUGGCCUUUGCCACCGGCCUGCCGGACUUGCUGGCCGGCCGCAUCUUGGAAGUGGCCCGCGGCGUGUGGUGCCAUGAGGUGCGACGCCCGGUGGGCGUGGUGGCCUCCAUUGUGCCUUUCAACUUCCCCGCCAUGGUGCCCCUCUGGACGCUUCCCAUUGCCAUUGGCUGUGGGAACUGCUUCAUCAUCAAGCCUAGCGAGAAGGUGCCUUUGACGCUGCUGCGCAUGGCGCAGCUCCUGGCGGAGGCGGGCCUGCCCGCAGGGGUGCUGUCCGUGGUGAACGGCGCCAGCACCGUGGCCAAGGCUCUGGCGGAGCACCCGGGCAUCUCGGCGGUGUCCUUCGUGGGCAGCUCGCGAGUGGCCGACAUCAUCGACAAGACGGCGCGCAGCACUGGCAAGCGGGCGCUCUGCAUGGGCGGUGCCAAGAACCACUUGAUCGCCAUGCCCGACUGCGACGAGGACAUGACCAUCAGCGACAUCAUGAACUCCGCCUUCGGCUCCGCCGGGCAGCGCUGCAUGGCCGCCAGCGUGCUCAUCGUGGUGGGCAAAGGCCGCCGGGCCUUCCUGGACAAACUGGUGGCCCGGGCUGCGUCUUUGAAGGCGGGGCAGCAAGCGGGGGAGGUGGGCCCGGUCAUCGACCCUGCAGCAGCGCAGCGCAUCGCGUCCUACGUGGGGAGCUGCGAGUCGAACGGCGGCAAGAUCCUGCUGGAUGGCCGCAAGUGGCAGUCCAAGAGCCCGGGCUUCUGGUUCGGGCCCACGGUCCUGAUGCACAAGUCUCCGAAGGAGGCAGCGGUCGUGGAGGAGAUCUUCGGCCCCGUGCUGUCAGUGCUGGAGGUGGAUUCCUUGGACGCGGCGGUGGCCAUUGAGAACGCCAACCCCUACGGCAACGCGGCGGCGAUCUACACCAUGUCUGGGCAGACGGCUCUGGAGACAGAGAAGUUGGCGGCCGGGAUGAUCGGGGUGAACAUCGGCGUGCCGGUGCCCAGGGAGCCCUUCAGCUUCGGGGGGAUCUUGAACUCCAAGUUCGGCGACUCCUCGGACAUUACCGGGGAGGGCGGCAUCAACUUCUGGCUGCCCGGGCAAAUCGAGCUUGAGGCGAACGCCAGCUGUGCAGCUACUGCUUGGAGGACCCACCUGGCGGCGGCGAGGUUUUACGAUAGCCGCAGCCAUCACCUGAACAGCACAGUGUAUCGCUGGGAGGACGGACGCUUCGAGCCGCACCAGCACCUGGGCACCUCGGGCGCCUGGGCGCUGUGCUCCUUCCGCGUGGCCGGGCACAGCUUCCUGGCCGUGGCCAGCUUCUUCGACGGGAAGCGCCGGCAACUUGCCAGUCCUGUGUACAGAUGGGAUGCCGGCACCGAUUCCUUUGUUUGGCAUCAGGACCUGGCCACCGAAGGGCCCAAAGACGUGGAGUAUCUGGCGAUGGGAGUUCUGGCCUUUGCCGAGAGCAUCGCUGACAAGGUGGGCCAGUGCCGCACCUUCCGCUGGAAAGGCGACGGAGAUGGCAGGUUCGAGCCCUUGCAGGUCUUGCCCACCGGCCCCGCCUUUGACGUGGAAGCUUUCGCUUUUGCCGGCGAAGAGGGGAUGGUUGUGGUGCACGAGGACGGAGUGGAUGUUUAUGUCGCCGAGUGGCUUGAGAUGGAGCUAAAAGGCUUCAAGCUGCUGCAGAAGUUGGAGGUCCGUCACGGCCGGGACGCCGAGCACCUCGCUUGGCAAGGCCGAGACUUCGUGGCGAUUGCAGUGUUCCGAAACCAGCAGAGCUACCAGGCGGACGCCCUCGUGUAUGAGUGGGACCCGGAGCUGCGGAGCCUGCAGCAGGCUCAGGGCCUUCCAUCGGAAGGCGGCUUCGAUGCCGCGGUCUUGCGCUUCGCGGAUCCGUUGCUCCUGGUGGCGAAUCAGCGUGCCGGCGUGUCGGUGCUUUAUAGCUUCGAUGCGCCCGGGUGUCGGUGCCUGAGAAUUGUGCUGUUCUUGUUGGUGGAGGAUUUGCUGGCGCUGGAAGUGGUGGCUGUUCUGGUGGUGUCAGUCCGCAGCUGCUGUGCCGCGUCGCCGACUUUGCCACGUCUGGGCUCCCAGUGA